AUGGCUUACCGCGGGGGGCAUGACAACGACUACGAUGGCGGCCAUAAUAUGCAGGACCUUCCGCCUGGAUCUGGCAGAGGAUACCACUUGCCUCCUCAAGAUGAGGGAGUCGACGAAGCCGGCCAGUCCCUUCUGAGAGACCCUCACGCACCUGCUCCUUACGAGAGCCACCUGGGAACUGGCGAGUCCCCUGGCCGCCCAGUCUCCGCAUACAGCCUCACAGAAUCAUACGCUCCUGGUGCCGGUGCUCGGACACCAGUUCCUGGCGAGACGGCCUUCGCGUCUGGGUACAGCAAUGAGCUCGACUCGGAUGCUGGUGGUUUUGGCUACGGCAGACCCGCCUCCACCGUGGAUGCCGACGAGAGCUGGACCCGCAGACAGCAGCCUGGCAACCAAGGUGGCGGUCUGAAGCGUUACGCGACCCGUAAGAUCAAGCUUACUCAGGGUUCCGUCCUGAGCAUCGACUACCCAGUUCCCAGUGCCAUCAAGAACGCUGUCCAGCCCAAGUACCGCGAUGUCGAGGGCGGUAGCGAAGAGUUCAUGAAGAUGCGCUACACCGCCGCCACUUGCGACCCCAAUGACUUCACCCUCAAGAACGGUUACGAUUUGCGCCCGAGAAUGUAUAACCGACACACCGAGCUUCUCAUCGCAAUCACCUACUACAAUGAGGACAAGGUGCUCCUCUCCAGAACUCUCCACGGUGUCAUGCAGAACAUUCGGGAUAUCGUCAACCUGAAGAAGUCCACUUUUUGGAACAAGGGCGGCCCAGCUUGGCAAAAGAUUGUCGUAUGUCUGGUUUUCGACGGUAUCGAAAAGACCGACAAGGCCGUGUUGGACGUUCUCGCAACUGUCGGUAUUUACCAGGAUGGUGUGGUGAAGAAGGAUGUCGACGGAAAGGAGACUGUCGCUCACAUUUUCGAGUACACCUCCCAGCUGUCCGUCACACCCAACCAGCAGCUUAUUCGCCCCGUCGACGACGGCCCUUCCACCCUUCCCCCUGUGCAGUUCAUUUUCUGCCUGAAGCAGAAGAACAGCAAGAAGAUCAACUCUCACAGAUGGCUUUUCAACGCCUUUGGUCGCAUCUUGAACCCCGAGGUCUGCAUUCUCAUCGAUGCCGGUACCAAGCCCAGCCCCCGCUCAUUGCUCGCGCUUUGGGAGGGCUUCUACAACGACAAGGAUCUCGGUGGUGCUUGCGGUGAGAUUCACGCCAUGCUGGGCAAGGGCGGCAAGAAGCUGCUUAACCCCUUGGUUGCCGUCCAGAACUUCGAGUACAAGAUCUCCAAUAUUUUGGACAAGCCUCUUGAGAGUUCUUUCGGAUACGUCUCUGUGUUGCCCGGUGCGUUCUCCGCCUACCGCUUCCGUGCGAUUAUGGGUCGCCCGCUUGAGCAGUACUUCCACGGUGACCACACUCUCUCCAAGAUCCUUGGUAAGAAGGGUAUCGACGGAAUGAACAUUUUCAAGAAGAACAUGUUCUUGGCCGAGGAUCGUAUUCUUUGCUUCGAGCUGGUUGCCAAGGCCGGUCAGAAGUGGCACUUGUCGUACAUCAAGGCCGCCAAGGGUGAGACCGAUGUUCCGGAGGGUGCUGCUGAGUUCAUUUCUCAACGUCGUCGUUGGCUCAACGGUUCCUUCGCUGCCUCUCUAUACUCUCUCAUGCACUUUGGUCGCAUGUACAAGUCCGGCCACAACAUCAUCCGCAUGUUCUUCUUCCACGUUCAGCUCAUCUACAACAUCCUCCAGGUUAUGUUCACAUGGUUCAGUUUAGGUUCUUACUACCUGACUACAACGGUAAUCAUGGAUCUUGUCGGUACCGCAGUCACUUCCGAUGACCCCGAAGUGGCCCGCAGCGGAUGGCCCUUUGGAGACACCGCCACUCCUAUCGUCAACGCCCUUCUCAAAUACCUCUAUCUGGCCUUCGUUAUUCUGCAGUUCAUCUUGGCGCUGGGUAACAGACCCAAGGGUUCCAAGUAUACCUACAUUGCCUCUUUCAUCGUCUUCGGUCUCAUCCAAACCUACAUUCUCGUCCUGUCGAUGUACUUGGUCGUCCAGGCUUUCCAGAAACCCAUCGGCCAGCAAAUCAGCCUUGAUUCUGGCGAGGACUUUGUCGCCAGUUUCUUCGGAGGUACGAACGCCGCCGGUGUCAUUCUCGUCGCCUUGGUUACCAUCUACGGUCUUAAUUUUAUCGCUUCCUUCAUGUACCUCGACCCCUGGCACAUGUUCACCUCGUUCCCUCACUACCUGGUGCUCAUGUCGACCUACAUUAACAUUCUAAUGGUCUAUGCCUUCAACAACUGGCACGAUGUGUCCUGGGGUACAAAGGGCUCAGACAGUACCGAGGCUCUGCCUUCAGCACACGUCAGCAAGGGCGAGAAGGACGAGGCUGUGGUCGAAGAAAUUGACAAGCCGCAAGAGGAUAUCGACAGUCAAUUCGAAUCGACGGUCAAGCGUGCACUGGAGCCUUUCAAGGAAGCCCCAGAGAACGAGAAGCCAGACAUUGAAGACUCGUACAAGUCUUUCCGUACCGGUCUGGUCGUGUCUUGGCUCUUCUCCAACACCUUCCUUAUCAUUGUCAUUACGAGUGAUAACUUCGACUCGUUCGGCAUUGGCAAAACUUCAUCAGCACGCACUGCUUCUUAUUUCAGCUUCCUGCUGUACUCUACUGCUGUCCUAUCACUUGUCCGCUUCUUCGGAUUCCUGUGGUUCCUGGGCAGGACCGGUAUCAUGUGCUGCUUUGCCAGACGGUAA
Messenger RNA from Colletotrichum orchidophilum, 2742 nucleotides. Its product is annotated as chitin synthase. Gene Ontology annotation, cellular component: cell septum; cell periphery. The record is from RefSeq and is a predicted model, not a curated record. Lineage: Eukaryota; Fungi; Ascomycota; Sordariomycetes; Glomerellales; Glomerellaceae. Gene Ontology annotation, molecular function: chitin synthase activity. The transcript is spliced from 3 exons. Bases 1 to 2742 code for a protein of 913 amino acids.